CAGCAAGGAGGCGCGAGCGCGGCCGGGCGCGGCGGCGCCGCCACAAGUUGCGCUGCUCGCGGCGAGGUAAUUGAAGGCAGAAGAGAGGCCGGAAAAUAAACGCUCAAAAGAAGAAGGGAUCUGCCUGCGUUUGGCUCUGAGCUGGUAGCCGCAGACUGGUCGCUGUUUCUAUGAUUGGAUGCUGGGAAGCCCACUGGUCCCAAGGUCUACACAUGAAGUCACCAUAAAGAGGGUGGCUCGCACUUCAUAACACCUCAUCGCCGCAAGGUGAGGCUAAAAUGAGCAUAACCAGUGACGAGGUGAACUUUCUGGUGUAUCGGUAUCUCCAAGAGUCAGGUUUUUCCCACUCGGCCUUCACGUUCGGGAUCGAGAGCCACAUCAGCCAGUCCAACAUCAAUGGGACGCUAGUGCCCCCGGCUGCCCUCAUCUCCAUCCUGCAGAAGGGGCUGCAGUAUGUGGAAGCCGAGAUCAGCAUCAAUGAGGAUGGCACAGUGUUUGAUGGCCGCCCGAUAGAGUCCCUGUCCCUGAUUGAUGCUGUGAUGCCCGACGUGGUGCAGACACGGCAGCAGGCGUUCCGGGAGAAGCUCGCCCAGCAGCAAGCCAGUGCGGCUGCCACAGCGGCGGCGGCGGCGACGGCAGCAACAGCAACGACGACAGCAGCCACGACAACCCAAGCAACUGUUUCCCAGCAAAAUCCACCAAAGAACGGAGAGGCCACGGUGAACGGGGAGGAGAACGGAGCGCAUGCAAUAAAUAAUCACUCAAAACCAAUGGAAAUAGACGGGGACGUUGAGAUUCCACCCAACAAAGCCACAGUCCUUCGGGGCCAUGAGUCCGAGGUGUUCAUUUGUGCCUGGAACCCUGUCAGCGAUCUGCUGGCUUCUGGAUCCGGUGAUUCCACAGCAAGGAUAUGGAACCUCAAUGAGAACAGCAAUGGGGGCUCCACACAGCUCGUGCUGAGGCACUGCAUCCGGGAAGGGGGCCACGAUGUCCCCAGCAACAAAGACGUCACCUCGCUGGACUGGAACAGCGAUGGAACGCUGUUGGCUACAGGUUCAUACGAUGGUUUUGCAAGAAUAUGGACAGAAGACGGUAACCUGGCCAGCACCUUAGGCCAACACAAAGGCCCCAUCUUUGCCUUGAAAUGGAACAAAAAGGGGAAUUACAUUUUGAGUGCUGGUGUAGACAAAACAACAAUAAUUUGGGACGCUCACACAGGAGAGGCCAAACAACAGUUCCCUUUUCAUUCAGCGCCCGCUCUUGACGUGGACUGGCAGAACAACACUACCUUCGCCUCCUGUAGCACGGACAUGUGCAUUCAUGUCUGCCGGCUCGGCUGCGACCGCCCAGUCAAAACCUUCCAAGGACACACGAACGAGGUCAACGCCAUCAAGUGGGAUCCCUCUGGAAUGCUGCUGGCGUCCUGCUCUGAUGACAUGACAUUGAAGAUCUGGAGCAUGAAGCAGGACACGUGUGUCCAUGAUCUUCAAGCUCACAACAAGGAGAUCUACACCAUCAAGUGGAGCCCCACCGGGCCGGCCACCAGCAACCCCAACUCCAACAUCAUGCUGGCGAGCGCUUCCUUCGACUCCACGGUGCGGCUGUGGGACGUGGAGCGAGGCGUCUGCAUCCACACGCUCACCAAACAUCAGGAGCCUGUGUACAGUGUAGCUUUCAGCCCUGACGGCAAGUACCUGGCCAGCGGCUCCUUCGACAAGUGUGUCCACAUCUGGAACACUCAGAGCGGAAGUCUCGUCCACAGCUACCGAGGCACCGGCGGCAUCUUCGAGGUGUGCUGGAACGCCCGAGGUGACAAAGUGGGUGCCAGCGCGUCUGACGGCUCUGUGUGUGUGUUAGAUCUGCGGAAGUGACCACCAAGUGUCAUAGAAAAAAGUGAAAACGAAGUCUGAAGGACCAGCAGGGAAGGUGUGAGGUUGCAGCGCAGUCAGACACAGUUCCGCCAGCUCCCGGACUGUCCCAACUGACUUGCGUUAGUGUGGACUCUGAAAUUAGCUUAUCCCUGGCCACAGGAGUCUGUAAGUCUGUAUCUUUUUCGUAAUCUUCAUCGAGAAGUUUAAAAAAAAAAAAAAAAAAAAAAAAAAAAAAGCAAACAAAAGUAAAAGCAAACAGUCGUUUCAAAGGAGGAAGGGAAGGCUCCCACCAGCCCAUGUGGCCUGGGGACACGAAGCCACCAGCUGGACGCGCCACUUUGGUUUCCAUCCGCAACAGGCUCUGUGAGGGCUGAACAGAACGGAAGACAAUUUUUUAAAGCUGUGCCAAAAAGAAAGAAGAAAGAAAAAUGCUGUGAUGAACCUACCGAAAGGGGAAGAACACCAGAAAAAAAAUCCCUCGUUGUUGUGGCAUUUUUUUGUUUUGCUUUGUUUCCUCUAACAAUUUGGACACUACAGUUGCUCUCACAGAAGAUGUUCACAGACCAGGUUGUACCGAUGAAAUGCGCAACUCUGUAACCCCACGCUUUCUGUUUUCUAGAUUCUUCUUUGUUGGGUGGUUUUUCUGUCACAGGGGCCUGCGGUCUGAGAUGGAACUGUUUUGGGUUUGUCGCUCCUUCCCUCCAUCGUGCGCCACUCCCGCCGCCGCCUGUCCCCUGUCUGUCUCGAGGUUUGGCUUUCCUGUGCACCCUAGGUAGGCGCAGCCACGGACAGAUGGCAAAGUCUCUGGGGGACAGCGUCCCUGUGCUCCACCCCCCGCCCCACUGCCCACUGCGUGCCCGCCUGCCCGCCCUCUCCCUUUCCCCCUCACAUAGUUGCUUCAGAUCUGAGGUCUCAAGGGCACUUUUGGUGCAUAAUAAGUGCUUUAUGUAAGAAGGCAGGGCUGGGGAACUUUUUACAGGAGAAAACAAAAUGACUUAUAAGAGAAAGAGCCUGGAGUAUUUUUGGAAAAAAAAAAUAUUUUUAUGUUAAAACAAUUUUAAAAUCCCAAAAUGGCCAUCAGACAUAGAGAGCUUUGUGUGAUUCAUAUUUUAAAAAGAAAUUUAAGAAGACACAGGCGGGGUCUGCGGAUCUUUCCCCUCCCCCCUCAGCUUCGUGGAAGGUGGUCUGGAAAGCACUGGGUGGAGGUGGCCCUGGGGGACAGGAUACCCAUGCCCGUGCCCGGCCCGCAGCCAGUUAGGACCAUCUCAGCAGUGUGGGUGGGAAGAGCGGUGUGUGUUUACCCUGGCAGCUGGCAGGGAAGCGGUGACAACAGUGUGCAUGCGACCAUGAGGACGCAGCUCCACCAGCGGAAGGUCUUGGAGAAGCCGUGUGAGCCGACGGCUGGCCGUCCCGCCGUCAGCCUGGCCCCUCCACAGCAGGGCAGGGCGAGUGCUUGCAUGUCCCACGUCAGGGCCCCAGCAUGUCAUGUCACUUGGUCUAAUGAUGACAAAAAUUAACGAGGAAGGAAAAUUUUUCAGUCCCAAAGGUAGAACGUCACUAAAAAUUUCUGCCGUCUUUAUAAUUUCUUUCUCUCUCAAGAGACUAGGAGAAAGAAUUUUUUUUUAAAUCAUCUUUUUACUGUUUUUAAAAGAAAUUAAACAAGGCUUUGUGUUCCUAGAAGAGCUUCCUUUCAUUAGAUCAGGUGAUCUUUGUACUCUUGUUGUCAUAACCUGACACUGACUUAUUUUUUUUUAAUAGCAACCGGGGAAUGGUCCAAAGACGGUCCAGGCUGUCUGUCCCUCGGGCUGUCCUGCGGGCAGAGGAGGCGCUGGGAGGCUGGCCAGGCCGGCGGGGGCUGCUGGAUCGGCAGGCAGUGGCAAGGGUUCGCUCUACGUGUGUUCUAGCAGCAAAACAGGGAGGCAACGGAGGGUGGCAUCCAUCCACAGAGCUGAAAACCAGCUGUCAGGGAAGGGCUUCUUGCGGGACUAGGAGUGUGCCGGGACCAGCUACCAAAGCCAGGGUGCGUUAAUCAUUCUCACAUAGUCCACUGGCCUCCACCUGGGCAUGUGAAUUCUUCUAGCCCCAAAAGACCAAAAAGCUGCUCUGUUUCCAAGAUGAGUAUUUUAUUCAGGCUGUUUCCCAAACACUUAGCAACGAUGGCCAAAGUCACAUGGUGUCACCGUGCCCAUCUUUGAGGAUAGCAGGCCUCCCCAGAGGAGUUGACAACUUCCUGCCCUGAGAACUCAGUAAGUUUUGGGGGUGCAAUAUAUGGGGUCCCAGGUGAACACCGUCUUUACCCCUCCCCAAGUAAAAGUGCAUUCAUCUCUUCUGAGUGUCAGCUCUCAGAGGCCAGCCCAUUUUGGGGACACGGCUUGUGUGUCACAAACCAGGACACUGCAGGAUGGUGUUGGUCCAAUGCACCGUGACGGGUUCACUAGACAAUCUGCGCAUGAGUGUUGGUCGCCAGGGUCUCGCCAGAGUGUUGGCUUUAGCGUUUGCAAUGUGACCACGUCGUAACUGUCAGGUUGGCGCCUGGGGCUGCAAGACCUUGGACCCUGGGCUCAAUCCCUGUGCCCAGGAGGAGCCCCCAGAAAGACAAAGGGAGACGGUCUGCCCCUGCCCUCCCACCUGCCACCAGGACGCAAGGGGGGCCAAGGGAGAACGCAGCCAUUGCCCCUGAAAGCCACCCACACUUGGCAAAGCCGAUCCUGGAGCGUCCGGCGUCUGCACGCCCGCCUCCUCCCUCACAGCUGCCAGAAGUCAGCUGACUCGUCUUUGUCACCACAGGGGUGGCCUGUUUGAAAUGCUUUUGUUCAACGAUCACCUUAAAAAAUGGCGAGCAGAGCUUGAGUGUUGGUGACCAAACUUGACCUUGGAAGCAGGCGUGACGCGGCGGUCCCUGUGGAGUCUCCGGCAGGGUCUGAAGUGGCCACGCACACCUGGGAACGGGACGCUGCCCCCGGGACCAAACAGGCCGGGCGUGGCGGGGCUCGACCCUCUGACCCCACGGCCCCCCCCCCCAUGACUGGACUUUGUUUUGUCUUUCUAAAACUAGAUCUUGGAGCCAAGUGAAGUGCACUUUGUCAAAUGUUAGGGUCUGCUUCGUUCCUAGUUACUUUUCUGUUUUAACCUUUUGUCCCACCUUUUUUUUUUAAAUUGUGUUUCUUGUGUGAUGCAGAAAUGUUCCUUCCGCCACUUGCUGAAGUUGUGAAUUCUGGCUUCUGCGGUUUUUAUUGUCUGUGUCAGACGUACAGCCAGACGUGCUCUCUGUCAGCGUUCCCAGAUUCUGCUCAAACGACAUCGGCUUUGUUCCGUUCUCCUCUCCACUCGUGCUCACCCUCACGCUCUUUGGGAAAAAAAUCACCGUGUGUGUCGUAGCUCAUUUGUUUCGAGAGAAUCAACAGAUCAUAUUCAGUGUCUUGAAUAAAUUGCUCUAUUUUGAUAUUAGA
This is a messenger RNA of Microcebus murinus (gray mouse lemur), 5320 nucleotides long. The record is from RefSeq and is a predicted model, not a curated record. NCBI's taxonomy places the organism in Eukaryota, Metazoa, Chordata, Mammalia, Primates, Cheirogaleidae.